AUGGACCGUAGGAUGGGCGUCAAUCAGGCGCUGAUGCUUUUAGUUUUGUUUUUGUCUUCUACCUACGCUUUUAUAGCCGGAAUUGACGGGCCAUUUUUGUAUCAAGAGGCUUUGGAAGAUGGCAACACAACCCUCCACUGUGAUACUAAUGCUGAAAUUAUAGACGAUGAAAUUAUGUUGCUUGUAUGGUACAAAAAUGAUGAAUCGAUUUAUAGUUAUGACGCUCGAAGCGGUACUGAAUGGUCCAGCCCUACUUUCAACACAAGUGGAAGACUGGCUGUUGAUAUACGGAAACGUCCUAUAUCGUUGUCUCUGUCUAAAUUGAGGGAAGAUGAUCAAGCAGUGUACCAUUGCAGAGUCGAGUUUUUGCUCUCUCCGACAAAAUAUACUGGAGUCAAUCUUAUUGUUAUCGUGCAACCAAGUAUACCCUUCUUCCUGGAUGAAUUAGGUAAUAAAAUAGAAAAUAAAGUGGGACCCUAUUUCGAAGGCGAUACCUUGGCGCUUAAUUGCCUGGUAAUUGGAGGGCGACCCCCACCGCAAAUUAGAUGGUUUUCUGGUGAAGUUCUUGUCGAUGCGACUGGCAAUGAAAGCGACAUCCCUAAUGUGAGGGAGAAUGAAUUAUACUUGCCACUAGCAAGGGAUACAGCCGAGAAUGUGUCGUGUAAAGCUAGCAACACGCAACUGUCGCCACCAGUGGCCGCAUUUGUAAAUAUUGAAUUGUAUUUAUCUGCAGAUAAUGUGUCAAUAAAUUGGAUUCAAGGCAUGGAAAAUGGUGGUCUUACAGUUGGUAAAACUGCUAUCAUUCAAUGUAUAGCUACUGGAGUAUACCCUUCACCUGAUAUAGCAUGGUGGUUGAACGACAAACAUCUAACGCACUAUAGUAAUCAGACUUACGAUAAAUUGACGAAGAGGGCCAUUUCGUACUUACAAUUAACACCGACGGUGGCGGAUGAUGGAGCCACGUUGGCAUGCAUGGCAACGAAUCUCGCUGUACCACAAGGAAGAAAUUCCAAAGCGGAUGUUAUUACUUUGAAUGUUACAUAUGUGCCGAUCGUAGAAAUUUCAGUUAAUGGAACCAGCAAAUUUACUGUAAUCGAAAAUGAGACUUUAAAUUUAUUGUGCGAGGUCAAAGCAAAUCCACCCAUUGAUAGAAUCAUGUGGUACUUCAAUGGUCUGAAAAUGGAAAAUAGUGGCGUUGUGGGUUACAAUGUUUCCUUAAAUAUGUUGGUUUUACAUGAAAUAAGGCGAAUGUAUUCCGGACAAUACUCCUGCGGAGCAGCCAAUGCUAUUGGCGAAGCUCACGCAGAACCGAUCGAUAUAAAUGUUUUUUACCCACCAGAAUGUAAGGGCAAUGGGCUGACACUUAAUGAAGAGACAUUGAAUUGUAACGUCACGGCCAUUCCUAUUCCAAACAAAUAUGUAUGGCCCCCACAACUGCAACAAUGUGAUCUUGCAUAUGAAAAUGUACAGUUCCAAAUACGGUGCAUUCCAGUUGAUAAUGCCACGCAUUACGAAGUGUCUGUUUGGCGGCAAUCUAUAGGCAACGCGUCUUUGACCCUCGAUCAAAAACGUGUCCUGGGUUAUGGAGCAAGUCAGGCUCUCGCCGUAAACGCCGCUGAAAGUUUAUUUAUUAAAGGGGAGUUAGGGUCACUGGGUCGCGAAGAUGAGGCUGGUGCGGCAGCUUGUAACCGGUACGGAUGCUCCACGGUACUACUCUUGAGGCCUACGGAGAGAUUAUUGAGCGCGGUCGUAGUACCUUGGUGGAAAUUUCUUUUAGAUAAAACUGUGGGAAUUUCUAUCGGUGGAGUUCUGCUUGUUAUCGUGUUUUUAACGUCCACGGCUCUAGUCGUUUGCGUAGCAAAAAGGUCUUGUGGAAAGCGGCCACCGCCUGUGAUACAAGUGCUGAGAAUCGACGAUAUUACCCGAGACAUUCUCAAUAGCAGUAGAGAUUUGAAGGCGCGUUCGUCUUGCACUCUACGGUCACGUAGCAGUGACCGUUUGGACGGAACGGAAGAACUUGACUUAACGAGCUGGCAACACUCGCCUGUGCUUUAUGAUUUUGAACCCCCGCCUGACGUCACGCUUACUAUGCAUAGAGAAAGCGCUGUC
Messenger RNA from Iphiclides podalirius (scarce swallowtail), 2109 nucleotides. NCBI's taxonomy places the organism in Eukaryota, Metazoa, Arthropoda, Insecta, Lepidoptera, Papilionidae. The record is from the annotation of a GenBank genome assembly.